AUGUUAAACUCGACUCACGAUCAAAAGUUUAUAGAACUAUGGUUAGAGGUGACUAAACCUCAAUCCUGGUCUAGUAUAUUUUAUCUUUUAUUCUGGUUUCCAUUAUGGACUAUAUUUUGCUUUGCAUGGAUAUUAAGUACUUUUAUUAUAAGUAUCAUUUCUUUGGUAAUCCCCCCUUUGGGAUAUUUUAUGUGUAUAGGAUCUGUCAUAUCUUUGGCGAGGGUAGAAUUAAUCACGAUAUCAUUUUGCACGAACCCUUCUCGAUUUCUUCAUGACACCGUUUCAGAGAUCGCCAGUAAGAAACCAUUACAGCCCAUCACAAAAAUUUCUCCACAAACCGAGUUUCAAGGUUAUAUACAUUUCGGUGUUAAAUAUUGUUAUAAUCAAUAUACCGUGGAUUGUUUACGUUACUUUUUAAUAACAAAACCGAUUGGGAUGCUAUUCAAUAUUGUAAUGAUACCAUUCUUUCUUGUUAUAAGCUUACCACCAUUUGCAUUACUUGGUUUACCUUAUACCUGUAAACGUUGUAAUAUGCGUGGUAAAAGUUUAUGUGACGGUGCAAGAUCCGUACUGGUGCCUCAAUGGAAUGCGCCAAGGCCAUCAAAUCAAAACCAAGGAAACGCAUGA
This is a messenger RNA of Funneliformis mosseae, 627 nucleotides long. The record is from the annotation of a GenBank genome assembly. Lineage: Eukaryota; Fungi; Glomeromycota; Glomeromycetes; Glomerales; Glomeraceae.